AUGCAUUUAAAGGUUUCAACAGUAGAUGGAUUUGAUAGCUUCCUAACAAUAAUAUAUGCAUCCAAUGACAGAAGUGAAAGGAAAGAUUUAUGGAAGGUUAUAAGUGAAUUAGCUACGGUUGAAAACUGGUUUCUCAUGGGUGAUUUCAAUGACAUUCUUGCUAAAGAAGAACGAAUAGGACACAGAGUUAAGUCUUAUCCUGAUUCGGAAUUCUUGCAAUGUGUUACAAGGUGUAAUUUGGAAGAUGUUAAAGCUAGUGGCAACUUUUUCACUUGGACUAAUAAACAGCCUGGGAAUGAUAUAAUCUACUCUAAAAUUGACAGAAUUCUUGCUAAUCAGACUUGGAUCAAUAAGUUUGAGUUUGCUGAAGCGGUGUUCCUCAAUGAGGGUCUAUUUGACCAUUCUCCGGGUAUCCUCACCCUACAUCCUGGUGUGGUAAGUGGGAAAAAGCCUUUCAAGUAUUUUCGAAUGUGGAAGUCUCAUCCAUUGUAUGAGAAUUACUUGAAGGAGGUGUGGAAUGCAAGGAUUCAUGGGUCCAAAAUGUAUCAGGUGGUGUCCAAGAUGAAAAGGUUCAAGGCCAAGCUCAAAGAGAUAAAUAGAGAGGGUUUUUUGGAUUUGCAAAGUUCGGUUAGGAAGGCCAAAGAUGAACUUCAGGCAGUCCAAGAUCAGUUACAGCAACAACCAUUGGCUAUUGAGUUACAUCAUAAAGAAAAAUUAGCUAGAGAAUUGCUCAUCAAAGUUCAGAAGGAUUACUCUUCCUUUUUGCAACAAAAAACUAAACUAGCCUGGCUAGAGAAUGGAGAUACCAAUUCUGCUUUAUUUCAUGCUUGUAUAAAGCAGAGAAUAAGGCAGAAUCGUAUCCUUUCCAUUGAAACAAAUGAGGGGGAAAGGGUGCAUGAUCCUACCAGAAUUACAGAUUCUUUUUUGACCUUUUAUGGAGAGUUACUUGGUUCUAAAAUGGAAAAUAGAAGGAAGGUUGAUAAAAGAAUUGUGGCAAAGGGUCCGGUAGUGUCGAAUGAGCAAGCACAAAUGUUACUACAAAGUUUUUCCAAAGAGGAGGUGAAGAAAGCUGCAUUUAGUAUUCCUGGAAACAAGUCCCCGGGCCUGAUGGAUUCUCAAGCAGUUUCUUUCAUGACAACUGGGAGAGUAUUGGUGAUGAAAUUUGUGAUGCUGUGGUGGAUUUUCUGGAUUCAGGCCUAUGAUACCAUUGAGUGGGAAUUUUUAGAAGAAAUGUUGGAGGGUUUGCAUUUUCCCGUGAAGUUCAUUCAACUUGUCAUGAAUUGCAUUUCAACUCCUAAGUUCUCUCUUAUGUUCAAUGGAUCCUUACAUGGAUUUUUUGAAGCUAAGAGAGGGCUUAGGCAAGGAGACCCCAUGUCACCAUUGUUGUUUGUCUUGGGAAUGGAAUACCUUUCUCGGCUUAUGAAGAAGAUAGGUGAGAAGAAGGAUUUCAGAUUUCAUGAGCGUUACUUGGGGCUCAAAUUGAAUCACCUGGCAUUUGCAGAUGAUGUAUUGCUCUUCUGCUAUGGAGACAACAACAGUGUUUCCUACUUAUUAAAGGCACUCAAGUUGUUUUCACUUACCUCGGGAUUGAAUCCUAAUGCAAAUAAAACGGCUGUGUACUGUUGUAAUAUGCAGGAGGAGUGUGUGAGAAAGCUUACUCAACUCUCAGGUUUCUCGAGACAUGAUUUUCCUUUCACUUACUUGGGGAUUCCUAUUUGUGCGAAGAAAAUUUCUGGUAAGGAAUGUGAGCUGCUAGCAGAGAUUGACAGCUAG
This is a messenger RNA of Cannabis sativa, 1773 nucleotides long. RefSeq lists its product as uncharacterized. The record is from RefSeq and is a predicted model, not a curated record. NCBI's taxonomy places the organism in Eukaryota, Viridiplantae, Streptophyta, Magnoliopsida, Rosales, Cannabaceae. Bases 1 to 1773 code for a protein of 590 amino acids. The transcript is spliced from 2 exons.